Molecule: messenger RNA, 572 nt
Organism: Momordica charantia (bitter melon)
Lineage: Eukaryota; Viridiplantae; Streptophyta; Magnoliopsida; Cucurbitales; Cucurbitaceae
Source: RefSeq, a predicted model, not a curated record
UGAAGAGUCAGAAGGAAGAAAAAUUAGAGAGCGAUGAGUUAUCAUGAGCAGCAACCUCCUCCUGUUGGGGUUCCUCCUCCUCAAGGAUAUCCUCCGGGAGCAUAUCCACCACCAUCAUGUCCUCCUCUACAUGACUAUCCAGCACAAGGACAUCCCCAACUCAAUUCUCCUUAUCCCCCACAAGAAUAUCCCCAUGGCUACUCCCCUUAUCCUCCACAAGGGUAUCCCUAUCCCUACCAAGGUUAUCCUCCACAAGGAUAUCCACCCCCACACUAUCCUCGUGCAGACUCACAAAAUCAGUGUACCUACGUUGUAGUUCAAUCUCAACAACAGCAGCCACAACAACAGCUUACUUAUUGGGAAAGCUGUUUGGCUCUCAUUUGUUGUUGCUGCCUUUGGAACCUUGGACUUGGAUGCUUAUACUGAAGAGGUUGAAUGGUAUCAUUUUAAUAAAUAUGGAAACAUUUGUGUAAUAUCAAGUUGGUCCCAUAUAUCAAAGCAUUUGCACAUUGUGUUAUGUAUAGAUACAAUAAUAUUAGAUGCAAUUUGACAAACUGGGACUUUUAAAUUGA